AUGAACCGCUACCCCCGCGACAUGCACGGCCACGGCCAGACCCCGCCCGACCCGAAAUGGCCGGGCGGCGCCAAGAUCGCCGUCCAGUUCGUCGUCAAUUAUGAGGAAGGCGGCGAAAACUCCCUUCUCCAUGGCGACGAGGCUUCCGAAGCCUUCCUGUCGGAGAUUGUCGGCGCCGCCGCCUGGCCGGGUCAGCGCCACUGGAACAUGGAGACGAUCUACGAAUAUGGCGCGCGCGCCGGCUUCUGGCGCUUGCACCGGCUGUUCGUGCAGGCCGGUGUUCCGGUGACCGUCUAUGGCGUCGCAACAGCCCUCGCCCGGUCUCCCGCGCAGGUCCGCGCCAUGCGUGAGGCCGGCUGGGAGAUCGCCAGCCAUGGCCUGAAAUGGAUCGAAUACAAGGAUUUCUCCCCCGAUCAGGAAAAGCAUCAUAUGGAGGAGGCGAUCCGCGUCCACCGCGAGGUGACGGGCGAGCGUCCCCUGGGCUGGUACACGGGCCGCUGCUCGGUCAACACGGUCGAUCUGGCGGCUCAGGAAGGCGGCUUUGCCUAUGUCGCCGACUCUUACGCAGACGACUUGCCCUACUGGCACCAUUAUGACGGGCACGACCAGCUCAUCGUGCCCUAUACGCUGGACGCCAACGACAUGCGGUUCGCAACGCCGCAGGGCUUCAAUGCGGGCGACCAGUUCCUGGCCUAUCUGAAGGACACGUUCGACACUCUUUAUGCCGAGGGCGAACAGGGCCAGGCCAGGAUGAUGUCGGUCGGCCUUCACUGCCGGCUCGCCGGCCGGCCCGGCCGGACGAUGGCGCUCAGGCGAUUCAUCGAGUACGCGCAAUCGAAGCCAGAUGUCUGGUUCGCCCGGCGCAUCGACAUCGCCAACCAUUGGCGCGCCCUUUUUCCGCCCGAGCAUCGCGCCAAGCCCUCGCGGCUCGACAAGUCCGAAUUCAUCGAGGCGUUCGGCGGCAUCUUCGAGCACUCGCCCUGGAUCGCCGAGCGCGCUUUCAACGACGAACUCGGCCCGGCCAACGACACCGCCAUCGGCCUGCAUGCCGCGCUCGCCCGGCAGUUUCGUGCCGCCUCCCAUGACGAACGUCUUGGCGUCCUGAAAGCGCACCCCGAUCUCGCCGGCAAGCUCGCUGCCGCCAAGCGGCUAACCGCCGAUUCCACCGCAGAACAGGCCUCGGCGGGUCUCGACGCCCUGACCGACCGGGAACGCGCCCGGUUCGAGGCGCUGAACCUUGCCUACACGGAAAAGUUCGGUUUUCCGUUCAUCAUCGCGGUACGCGACCACGACAAGGCGUCGAUCCUGCAAGCGUUUCAGCAACGGCUUGAAAACAGCGCCGAACAGGAAUUUGCCGAAGCCUGCCGGCAGGUCGAACGGAUCGCCCUGCUUCGCCUGGGCGAAAUACUGCCCCACGGCGGCGACCUGUCGGGUUAG
Messenger RNA from Effrenium voratum, 1437 nucleotides. NCBI's taxonomy places the organism in Eukaryota, Dinophyceae, Suessiales, Symbiodiniaceae. The record is from the annotation of a GenBank genome assembly.